Xenopus laevis (African clawed frog) is the source of this 2698-nucleotide messenger RNA. It is a transcript of the gene ccn1l.L, whose product is annotated as cellular communication network factor 1 like L homeolog. Gene Ontology annotation, cellular component: extracellular region; extracellular matrix. The record is from RefSeq and is marked predicted. Gene Ontology annotation, molecular function: heparin binding; integrin binding. Gene Ontology annotation, biological process: positive regulation of cell migration; positive regulation of cell differentiation; positive regulation of multicellular organismal process. Lineage: Eukaryota; Metazoa; Chordata; Amphibia; Anura; Pipidae.
CUCAGACUCACAGACUGACUGAGGAUCCCUGAUCCUGGAACCCAAGAGAGAGAGAAGGAAGAGAGAUCUUAUUCUAUAUAUCUAUAUCUAUCAUGUGUGUGUGUGACCUGCUGCCUGUCAUUGGGAUGAGAAGCCUGGCUGCCCUCCUGCCACUCCUUCAGCUGGCGGCCCUCAUCUGCACUGGUACCUCUGGCAAACUGAUGGAAGCCUCCUGCCCAACUCAGUGUGUGUGCCCUAAAGAAGUCCAAUCGUGCCCUCCUGGCAUCAGCCUGCUGACGGAUUCCUGCGGGUGCUGCAAAGUCUGUGCCCGUCAGUAUAAUCAGGACUGUGGACUGAACCAUCCGUGUGAUCACAUCAAGGGCUUGCACUGUGACUAUGGCGCCGACCCUUUCUCUCCCAGGGGCAUCUGCCGAGCAAAGUCAGAAGGGCGGCCGUGUGAGUUCUUUGGUCAGAUCUACCAGAACGGGGAGAACUUUCAGCCCAACUGCAAGCACCAGUGCACCUGUAUGGACGGGGUGGUGGGCUGCAUGCCCUUGUGCCCCCAGGAGAUGGCAUUGCCUGGUGUGGACUGCAUUAACCCCAGGCUGGUGAAGGUGCCAGGGCAAUGCUGUGAGGUGUGGCAGUGUGACAGCAAUCACAUAUCCGAGGACUCGGGAGACACCACCACAGGAGAUGGAGAAGACCCAGUAAGGUCAUCUGAAGAGAUUGGAGAGCUGGCAGAUAUUGAGCCGGUGUCAAGUAACGAGCUGAUCAGCUUGGUCAGAAAUGGAUUCAGGGUGGAAAAUGGGCUGGCUCCUCUGCCACAUCCGGGCAAGACAACCUGUGCCAUCCAAACUACAGAAUGGUCUCAGUGCUCUAAAUCCUGCAACAUGGGAGUCUCCACCAGGAUCACCAAUGAUAACCCCCAUUGUAAGCUUAUGAAGGAGACCCGUCUGUGUGAAAUCCGACCUUGCCAAGAUCCAUUUCCUACGAUGUCCAAGAAUGGAAAGAAGUGUGUUCGCACCAAGAAAGCCAAACAAGCUGUGCAUAUACCAUACGCCGGCUGUACCAGUGUGCGCCAAUACAAGCCCCUGUACUGCGGUUCCUGCACUGAUGGCCGCUGCUGCACCCCUUCCAAGACAAGGACCAUGCGUGUCCGCUUCCGCUGCGAGGAUGGAGACACUUUCCAAAAGAGCAUGAUGUGGGUGCAAAAGUGCAAGUGCCACCAGGACUGCCCCUAUCACAGCGAACUCUCCUACCCCCACUAUCGGCUACACAACGACAUCCACAAAUUCAAGGACUGAGCCUUAAGGGUGGUGGUCAAGGAACAUGACACCCUAAGCAAAGAACACUUUCACCCCAGGGGUGUUUGUAGCUCCCUGGGACUGGUGUGUCGAGCCUGGCAGGAGAGAGGUCCACAAGGACUAGAGUUUCACAUAAUCUCAAACUGCUGCAUAAUAUACCCAAUGUGGAACUGAUCCGACGCUUGCCCCAGGCAUAGUCAUAGUAGAGGAAUGUAAGGGAGCUCAACUAAUGUCUUCAGCCAGCCCUGAGCCUUAACAAGUCAGUCAUUGUAGGAUGCAGCUGCCCCCAGUUUGGCCUUAUAGUCAUAUCAUGACGUACUUUUCAUGGCUGUAGAUGCAACUGAAUGAUCUCCCAUAGGGAAUUACUCAAAGUGAUGAAGCAUUCUGCAGGAUGGACGUAGGGUAGGCUAUCAUCUAAAGAUGCCUGUCUUGUAGACGCCCUACCGAAAGGCAGACCUUCUGUCUGCUGUGGUAGAGAGAAAGAUGUGUUUGUGAGGUCCCAGUUAGUCAGAGAGUGGAGGGGAUACCCAUCGGAUAUUCAUUGAACACACACUGUUAAACCAGUUGUUAGAGUAGUCUUCCAUGGUGAAAUUGAUUUAGCACAGAAAGAAAUUUAUGCUGAAUUGAUUGACCGGUUCUUACUGAGACAAUGGUGGCUUUGUAGUGUAGUCCUGUCUCCAUGCAGAGAUAACGAUGCUACAAGCACUUUGUAGAUUUGGUGAACAAUGAGGUCCCUUGGACUUUGCAGACGUUCUUGAUGCUGGUCCCGACGAGCUGCUGCUUUUAUUGAGCAGGAUUCCAGGGAGCACGAGAGCUUCCCUAAUAGAACUUAGACGAGGCCUUCAGCUUAGAAGCUGCUGGUCUGGAUGCAACGACUGAAACUUGAAAGAAUAUGAAUCGUCCCCCCCCCAGGACAGCAGCCUUUUCCUCAACCCCCCCCCCCCCAUUACCUUUGCAGCCUCUACCAACACCCACUCAGCACUUUGUACAGAAACAAAUACUGCUUUAUGUACAUAGGGGAUGUAGUCCACUGCUGGGCUUGGGAGAUGUCCAUACGACCCCCAGUGGCCUCUCUUCUCUUAUUUCAGUCAUUACUCAUCUGUACAUACAAAUAACAAUCAAAGGCUUCAUUCUUCAUGCACUGCCCAUUUAAAGGUGUAUAUAAUAUAUUAAAGAAGAGAUAUAUUUUUUUUUACCCCCCCAUCCAGGUAGAAGUUGAUGCUUUUUUACUCUAAUGGUCAUGUACUUAUUUCCCUGUAUUCACAGGAAAACAUUUUGUGAUGAGAAAUUUACCGGGAGAAUCUUCCUGAGAUGGUGUUUGCAUGUGAUAAACAAAUUCCUGUAGAACUGUGAUUUAAUAUAUACCUGACUCUGUAUUUGGCAGUAUUACAAGAUUUUCUACUUUUAAAGGAAAA